AUGACCGAAGUCGCUAAAAAUACCACGUCAGGGGCUCGGUCGUACCUAAAAUCAGUACACGAGAUUUCUGAGCCAGAGCAAGUUGAACUUGCCAUCCGCAAAUGCUUCCAGGAAUCCCAGCUGUCCGUGUCCUCUCAUGGGAAGCAGAUUGCCAUUCUUAAAGCCCUCCAGCUGAAAUGUCGCGAACAGAAGCUGCAGUCAAAGUUCAACGAGCUAUUUUGCAAGCUGGUUAACAAGAUUCUUCCAAUCAAACGCAACGAGCCUGUGGGUGACCGUAUAGUCAAGUUUAUUUCAUCAUUUGUGAGCUCGAUCAACCCUGAAUCGGAGGACGAUAAUGCCAAGGUGGACCAGCAGGACGAGAGAAUGUACAACAAGUUCAUAGACAGACUUGCUCGUCAUCUGUUAAAUGGCUUGGAAGCUAGUAAUAAGAACGUUCGAUACAGAGCGUGUCACAUCCUCUCACAUCUAAUGAACAAUAUGACCUCGAUUGACAGCGAUCUGUACGAAGCCCUGAGCGAGGGGCUGCUUGCCAGAAUAUAUGACAAGGAACCGCAUAUUCGAAUCAAGGCCAUCACAACUCUGGCAAGCUUCCAGGAGCCAGAUGGAAGUCAUGAGCUGAGCAACGCAGCAAUGAAAAUCCGCUAUGUGAUGCAAAAUGACACAAAUCCAGAGGUCAGGCGAGCAUGUUUGCGCCAGAUCGAGAAAACCAAGCAUACCGAGCCGUACAUAUUUGAAAGGGCAAGAGAUACAAACUCCGUCAACAGAAGAUUGCUGUACUCUAAAGUGCUGCCUGACUUUAAAGAUUUCAGACGUAUAGACUACAAGGCUCGAGAACAGUUGCUCAAAUGGGGUUUGAAAGAUCGAGAAGAGUCCGUCAAGAAGGCCGCAAUCAAGUGGCUUACGGAAAAUUGGAUGCAAACUCUAAACAACGAUGUGAUGGAGCUGCUUGAACGUCUGAAAGUUACUAAAAGCGAUAUUGCGGAAACCGCUGUCCGUAUUUUCCUAGAUAAUAGGCAGGAUGUUGUGGCCAAGAUAACUUUUGACGAGCAGAUCAUGCGCACAUUGACACCAGAGACUUCUCUUUUGCUAAGGGUUUACUAUCAGCAUUGCAAUGAUACGAACAAGAUCACGCAGAUCGAAAAGUACUUUCCGGAAGCCGCUCAGUUUGCCAAUAUAUUGAGUGGCUAUUUUGCAAAACGGAAAGAUAUCCUGAUUGUUUUGACGCAACGAAAACCAAUAUUAGAGGCAGAGAGCUCGAUUGACAUGACAGAGCUCGAAGAGCUGGACUUCAUCUUGCAACAAUUGCUAAUUGUGGCUUCUGAGUAUGACUAUAGCGAUGAGUUCGGACGAAGCAGAAUGUUAAACACCCUAAGAUCCGUGCUCACGAGUGACCAUUUGUCAGACACCUUGAUUGAGGUCCUCAUGCUUUGUAUACAUAAACUGUCCAUCAGCGAGCGCGAUUUCACACAAAUGAUUGUGGAGAUUAUUAAUGACCUCAAAGACUCCGCUUACGAAAAACACAACUCGCUAGAGGAAGGCAUUGCGGGAGAGAGUUCCCGGGUGGAAGACAAUCUGGAUGACAACGAUGAUGAUGACGAAGACGACGAUGAAAAUAGUUUCCAUUCUGCAAGAGAUCUGUCCAGAUCAUCGAUUGCGAGCGCCAAUAGAUCGAUGCAACAAGAACUGAAACAGGUCGCAGAACUGAGUCCCGAAAACUUGGUUGAAUGUCUCUCCAUUGCUCGCCGAAUGCUUGAGCUUGUGAACGAGCCUUUGAGGGACAACAUCACUUUGAUGUCCAUUCUCGAUAGUCUGAUUCGGCCUUCUAUUCGUCGAUCUGAGACCGAAAUCAGAAAACUGGGUCUUAUAUGCUUAGGCCUCUGCUGUAUUCUUGACAAAGAAUUGGCUGCUGACAGCAUCUUCAUUUGUGCGAUUUUCGUCACGAAAAGCAAUGAGGAGUCGCUUGUUGUCACCGGUAUCAAGGUCAUUUCUGAUUUGCUCGCGGUUCAUGGAAUUUCUGUUUUAGAAGCAGAAACUGCAAACAGCGUGGAUGCCAUUGCGAUAGCGCGGCUGUUCUACCGUACUUUGAGAGACACCAGCCGCAAAGAGGCCCAAGCCACUUCAGGGGAGGCCCUGUACAAGCUGUUUUUGUGUGGAGUUAUCACUGAUGACGAACUAUUUGAAACUACACUGCUGUCUUAUUUCAACCCUGCAAUCAACGACAAUGAGCAGCUGAAACAGUGUUUUUCGUUCUGUAUCCCUGUCUAUGCUUUCUCUCACGAAUCGCAUCAGGAGAGAAUUGCUCGUGUCACUUGCGACACAUUAUUCAGAUUAUUCAGUGGCUGGGACGAGAUGACACAAGCCGAUGGCACUUCCUCAAUAACACCGCAAUCCAUUGUUCAGCAACUGAUGUACUGGACCGAUCCUUACCGAGUUGUCAACAAGGCUCCUGGUGAAGCUGCCAGCAGCUCGGUCCAAGUCGAAAUGGGGCUCCAACUUCUGUCUUUGCUGGAAAAACUAGAGUACUCCGGAGCAACCAGGCCAUUUUUCAAGGCUAUAAUGACCUCGCUUCCACGGCUCACAUUUACGGAACAAUGCGAUCUUGCGAAGCUGGAACAGCUAUACACUUGUAUGGAGCAGCUAGAAGGCGUGUUGGAAAAGCCUUUGAAGGAUCAAACAUCUAGGAACGCGUACAACAGAUUCAAGGAAUAUGUACUCGAGUGUUUAGAAAAAGCAGGUGGACAAGCCGAGAAAAACGAUGAACAAAACAGGGAACAGCAGAAUAAGGAAAUUGAGGCAGAGGAAAAAGAGGAAGAAAAAAUUGAGGAGCCAGCUUUCGAAAUACCAGCUGGUUCUGCGAAAGAACUUUCUGAGGAGCCAGCUCUGGAACCGGUCACAGACUCCGUUUCUGAGCAGAAGCGCCCUGCAUCACGCGAAGUAUCUACUCUUGAAACGCAGGAAGAAGCAAAGAAAUUUUCAAAGCCCAAUUCGAGAAAAUCUGCCAAGAAAACAAAAAAAGUCAGAGCUGCAUCUCCUCCAGAUGAGGGGACAGAGCCUAAGAAGAAGGCUGGCGACUCAGAAAUCAAAAAACCUAGGCACAAGAAGCGUGUGAAGAGUGAGGAUGGAGGACUGAUAGGCAAGAAAGUCAAAGCGGCAUCGAGCAAGUCAAAACAGACGAAGAAAAAAAAGAGAAGCCACUCGUUUUCAGAUUCGGAGGAUGAAAAGCCAGCGGCCACACUCCCAGUGAAAGAAGAAAGCGAGGAUGAAGUGGGGGACACGUCAGCAAUUGUUCUCGUUUCGGACGAGGAUUGA
Molecule: messenger RNA, 3309 nt
Organism: Ogataea angusta
Lineage: Eukaryota; Fungi; Ascomycota; Pichiomycetes; Pichiales; Pichiaceae
Exons: 1
Coding region: 1-3309 (1102 amino acids)
Biological process (GO): mitotic chromosome condensation
Cellular component (GO): condensed chromosome; condensin complex
Source: RefSeq, a predicted model, not a curated record